Molecule: messenger RNA, 730 nt
Organism: Astrephomene gubernaculifera
Lineage: Eukaryota; Viridiplantae; Chlorophyta; Chlorophyceae; Chlamydomonadales; Astrephomenaceae
Source: the annotation of a GenBank genome assembly
CCUCCGAGCCGCGUAUCUCCCUGGAUGCUUGGGUCGCUGCGAGUGUGCAGUCGCCGAUGCUCCGGGACCAUGUGAAGAUGCGGCUGCUGCGGCCGAGACGCGGCGGCGCGGCGUUCGACGCCACUGACGACAGCGCGGAUGGAUUGCUGGAUGGUUUGUUGUUGGGGGUAACGCGCCGUCACGCCAAACUCAUGACAUCUCGGUUGCGGUUGUGGACGGCGCCGGCGGUGGCGGCGGCCGCGGCUGCCGGCAGCGGAGGUGGGGGCAGCAGUAGCAGCGCCGCUGCUGGCGGCGGCGGCGGCGCCGCCGCCGCUGACGCGUCGGUUGUGGCUGAGCUGUUGUCGGCGGUGGAUAAGGCGGCGGUUGGUGGGGAUAAGUUCCGGGCGUAUGUGCAGAUGCUUUUGGCGAUCAUCAAACGGCAGGUGGCUGGGGCCAUCGCAGCCUUGACAGGCGACGACGGCUGCCCCAACGACUGGGCGGUGGGUCAGGUGGAGGACGCGCUCAGUCGGCUGGAGGACUGCGCGCUCAUCAUGCUCAACCAGGCCAGCUACCUGCUGCAAUGCGGCUCCCUGGAGCUGCAAAUGGAGCGGGUGCGUCGGCUGCCCCCCGCCGCCCGCACCGCCUACCUGGGCCGGCAGCUGGCGUUACGUCGGCAGCACAGCGCCACCGCUCGUCACAUGGCGGCGAUUGUGGUGCAGAGCGCGUGGAGGAGACACAGGCGGGCCACGAG